Durio zibethinus is the source of this 1114-nucleotide messenger RNA. RefSeq lists its product as uncharacterized. Lineage: Eukaryota; Viridiplantae; Streptophyta; Magnoliopsida; Malvales; Malvaceae. The record is from RefSeq and is a predicted model, not a curated record.
ACUACAGAAUAUCCAAGCUGCAUAUAGAUUGAAUGGAAAGAACUACUUGAAGUGGUCUCAGUUGGUUCAAACCUUUCUAAAAGGGAAAGGAAAAUUGAGCCAUCUUCUUGGCAUUGGUCCUGAGAAAGGAGAUCCAAAUUUGAGGCUUGGGAUGAAAAGGAUUCUAUGGUUAUGUCAUGGCUGUGGAAUUCUAUGACACCAGAUAUUAGUGACACUUGUAUGUUUUUGUCCACGGCCAAAGACAUUUGGGAAUCAAUUCGUCAAACCUGUUCCAAAGUUAAAGAUGCUGCUCAAGUUUAUGAGGUAAAGAUCAAGAUUGCAGCUCUCAAACAAGGGAAUAAGUCAGUCACAGAGUAUGCUAUUCUUCUUAAAAAUCUUUGGCAAGAGAUGGAUCACUAUCGGUGCAUAGAAAUGAAGUGCAGUGAAGAUGCAACAACUUUGAAGAAAUUUAUUGAAAAAGAUCAAGUCUAUGAUUUUCUUGCUGGAUUGAAUGUUGAGUUUGAUCAAGUCAGAGUCCAAAUUCUGGGAAAACAGGAUCUGCCUUCUUUAAAUGAAGUGAUAUCCAUGGUUAGAGCAGAAGAGAGCAGAAGAGGAAUGAUGCUUGACAGUGUGCAUGUAGAAGGAUCUGCUAUGGUCUCUAAUGGUGGGAAGAACCAAAGCUUAGAACAAUUACCAGUCAGUGAGAAUGGGAAAGGUGAUUCGGCUAAAACUUCAAAUCGUGACAAUCUUUGGUGCACCUAUUGCAAGAAGCCAAGGCACACCAGAGAUCGUUGUUGGAAACUACAUGGAAAACCUUCAACUUCAAGCAAAGAAUGGGGUUAUAAAGGAGGACAACCAAGAAAUCAAGGACAAGCUCACAUGACUGCAAAGGAGUUAAACCAGGAGAAGUCUCAGGAACAAGGAGAGUUGGAUAAAAAAGAGAUUGAGAAAUUGAGAAGCCUAUUGGGAACUCUUGAAAAGGCUACUGGUGUAUGCUCCUUGGCACACUCAGGUAAAGACUCUAGUGCAGGAUCAAGGUUCGGGGAAGAAGAUUGGACUUGUUAAGGAGAAGGAUGAACUAUACUAUCUUGAGACAUCCAACAACAUAAGUAAUAUCAAGAAUAGUUUACCUUUG